This is a messenger RNA of Perkinsus marinus ATCC 50983, 441 nucleotides long. RefSeq lists its product as hypothetical. Lineage: Eukaryota; Perkinsozoa; Perkinsida; Perkinsidae. Bases 1 to 441 code for a protein of 146 amino acids. The record is from RefSeq and is a predicted model, not a curated record. Gene Ontology annotation, biological process: maturation of SSU-rRNA from tricistronic rRNA transcript (SSU-rRNA, 5.8S rRNA, LSU-rRNA). Gene Ontology annotation, cellular component: 90S preribosome; nucleolus; preribosome, small subunit precursor. The transcript has 4 exons.
AUGGUGAAGCGCCGCAGAGUACCGACUAAAGGAGCUGAUGAGGCGCCCAAGGAGGAGGACCCGUUGCAGUGGUCGCGGGGUCAGCGCAAGCGAAGGGUUCGGAAGGAGGCACUCAUACGAAAGCAACAGUUCGCAGCUGAGCAGGUCCGAGCCAAGCAUAUGAAAGAGGCGGAGUUGAAGGAUAAGAAAAACGCCCUUGCGAAUUUACAGUCGUUGAGGGGGUCAUUGAAACUAGACUUACAAGAGGAGGGGUCGAAGAAAUCGCGGCCAAAGAAGAUACACAAGUUGGCUGCUAAACCGAAGACAAGAGCGGCUCAGCACAAACAGAAUCUUAGGGAGGUCCUGCAAUACAAGAGUGUGCUCUCUUUCGAACCAUUCCAACAGAACCCGUUGGCUGCUAUACAACAGCACCUUCGCAAUACACAGGGGCCAACAGCUUAG